AUGGGUAUGCACAUGGAAGCAAAGGGAACGCCGAAGAACCAGCAAGACCGUGUGUGCGUGUGGGAUGGGCGGGUGGCAGCAGCGCAGCGCAUCCCUUCUCCCAUCGUACGCACGGCCGUCCGUGGCGAGAUGGGAUCCGACCUGCCGUUGAGGAUGAUCAGAAGGCGGCACUGCAGCAGGACGCAGCUCCCGGGUGGCAACACCCACGCCCGGCGGCCUGGCUCUUGCACCUUCCCUGCCCUCGGGCGGGGCCCGGGCGAUAGGGGAAGGUUCAGCGAGGUUUUGGGCCGGCAGUUUGGCGGCACACGCUGA
Messenger RNA from Gaeumannomyces tritici R3-111a-1, 312 nucleotides. RefSeq lists its product as hypothetical. Bases 1 to 312 code for a protein of 103 amino acids. The record is from RefSeq and is a predicted model, not a curated record. Lineage: Eukaryota; Fungi; Ascomycota; Sordariomycetes; Magnaporthales; Magnaporthaceae. The transcript has 2 exons.